This is a messenger RNA of Diabrotica virgifera virgifera (western corn rootworm), 1361 nucleotides long. RefSeq lists its product as uncharacterized. The coding region runs from base 221 to 1090 and encodes 289 amino acids. The record is from RefSeq and is a predicted model, not a curated record. Lineage: Eukaryota; Metazoa; Arthropoda; Insecta; Coleoptera; Chrysomelidae. The transcript is spliced from 2 exons.
GUACCAUCAAUUGUAUCCUGUCAUCAAGCAUCAUGCACGUGAUGCACAUGUGAGGAAUGCGCUAAAAACAAAUAGUUAACCUAAAAUAUAAACAAAAACUGCCAAAAAGCCAAGAAAAAUAAAUACAAGUCCAGUUAUUAAUUGUGAUUGUUAAUGUUCACAUAUAAAUUAGACAAUCUUUGUGUAAGUUAAUAUCAGUAAAUUAACUCAACACUCAAAAAUGGUUAAGCAAAAAAGUGAAUCUAUCAGCCAGUCAAAAACUUUAAAGGUGGUUCUUGAGGAUUGUAAAUCUCCUUCUGAAGGGCAGUUACCAAAGAAGGCACAACUAAUAGAUGCAACGUCCAAGAAAAGAAAAAGAAAAAAUUCAACAAAUUCUAUGAAAACUGAACAACCACCAGAAAAUAUUUGUCAAAAUAUGACGACUCGGUCUAAUUCUAAAAGAAUAAAAACAUUACAAAAGGUUAUUUACAAAAAUAAGUAUUUCCCAGAAGAAUAUUUACCAAAGAAAACGAAAUUAGUCGAAUCAAUUUUGGAACAAAAGAAGAAAAGCUUAAAUUUAUCCACUGUUUUGCACACUGACGAUGAAGAGGAAAUAGCAGAUAAUGUUCGUCGAGAUUUACUUGAGGAAGAGAGAAAAAGAAUAUUUAGUAGUGUUCCUUCGAGAAGAAGGAAACGAAAGACACUAAUAAAGUCAGAAAGUGAGUCCGAGGUGCCACUCGAUGUUUUACAAGCAUCUAGAUUGAAAGAGGUGCUUUCCAAACUUAGCAGCAAAGAGAAGCCCGUUAAACUAAAUUUCAAAGUUAAAAGCUGCAUUACAAGUAAGGAUUCAACAUCAAGAGGUUCGUGGCGCUCACCUGGUUACUUAUUGAGCACAAUUGUUGAGUGUCUCUUAAAGAGAAAAUGGAAUAUUUUGCCAUAUCUCAUUUUGGAGCUUAUUAAUAUAAACAAAGAGCAUUAUAAGCCUAUUAUUAGACUACUGUAUGAAGUAUGUGAUCAGCAUCAUCCUGUAAUACGAGAACAUGGUUUAAAAGGAAAACACAAGGAUAUCAAAAGGCGUCAAAAAAUUGGAAGUGAUACCACUAUAGUUUAACACAUUUGCUGGGCAUGACUCAAAUCAGAGUCAAAGUGAUACUAUAGUUGUGCAUGACACUGAUCGGGGACAGUAACCUGUUGAUUUUAAAUUACUAUAUAUUUUUGCUGUUCCUGGAUAACAACUGUCGCGAAAAGUCCACAGCGAAUUUGUUAAAAAAUAAAUCCUAAUUAUAUUAAAAUUCAUUGAUAUUGUUAUUAUUGAUAAUUUUAUUAUUGAUAAUGUUAUAAUAAAUUAUUAUGAAUGAAAUAAAACAGAGAAAUACUCGCAA